Messenger RNA from Oncorhynchus keta (chum salmon), 1935 nucleotides. Its product is annotated as potassium voltage-gated channel subfamily KQT member 1-like. Gene Ontology annotation, biological process: potassium ion transport. Gene Ontology annotation, molecular function: voltage-gated potassium channel activity. The coding region runs from base 1228 to 1935 and encodes 235 amino acids. The transcript has 8 exons. NCBI's taxonomy places the organism in Eukaryota, Metazoa, Chordata, Actinopteri, Salmoniformes, Salmonidae. The record is from RefSeq and is a predicted model, not a curated record. Gene Ontology annotation, cellular component: membrane.
UAUUAGGAUCCCCAUUAGCUGUUGCAAAAGCAGCAGCUACACUUCCUGGGGUCCACACAAAACAUUAAACAUAAUACAGAACAUCAAUAAACAAGAACAGCAGGACAGAAUUACAUUUUAAAAAAGCACACAGCCUACAUAUCAAUGCAUCCACACUAACUAUCUAGGUCAAUCUGUUUUUUAAAACUAGGUUUGCUGUUUAUUUGAGAUAUAAUAUGAGAUGGAAGGAAGUUCCAUGCAAUAAGGGCCCUAUAUAAUACUGUACACUUUCUUGAAUUUAUUCUGGAUUUGGGGACUGUGAAAAGACCCUUGGUGGCAUGUCUGGUGGGAUAAGUGUGUGUGUCAGAGCUGUGUGUAAGUUGACUAAGUAAACAAUUUGGGAUUUUCAAGACAUUAUUGUUUCUUAUAAAAAGAAGUGAUCAGUCUCUCCUCAACUCUUAGCAAAGAGAGACUGGCAUGUAUAGUAUUUAUAUCAGCCCUCUGAUUACAAUGGGGAGCAGAACGUCCCGCUCUGUUCUGGGCCAGCUGCAGCUUAACUAGGUCUGUCCUUGCAGCACUGGACCACACGACUGGACAAUAAUCAAGAUAAGACAAAACUAGAGCAUGCAGAUCUUGCUUUUUGGAGUGUGGUGUCAAAAAAGCAGAGCAUCUCUUUAUUACGGCUAGACCUCUCCCCAUCUUUAUAACCAUUGAAUCUAUAUGUUUUGACCAUGACAGUUUACAGUCUAAGGUAAUGGAAAGUAAUUUAGUCUCCUCAAUUUGUUCAACAGCCACACCAUUCAUUACCAGGUCUAGAACAAAAUGAAUGAUUUGUACAAAUACAAUGCUGUUCAGGACCAGUUUAUUAAAGGAAAGGGGGAUACCUAGUCAGUUGUACAACUGAAAUCUGUCUUCCGCAUUUAACAAUAGCAUUGUAUUUGGUCGAACACAAUUUUUUCCAACAGUUUGCUAAGGGCUGGCAGCAAGCUGAUAGGUCUGCUGUUAGAACCAGUAAAGGCCGCUUUACCACUGUAGGGGAGCGGAAUUACUUUGGCUUCCCUCCAGGCCUGAGGACAAAGACUAUCCUCUAAACUCAGAUGAAAAAUAUUCCAACAGGAGAACAUUAACCUGACUAGGAAAACUCCUGACCCUGAGUUUAACCAAUGCUGAGUUUGUGUUCAGGAAAGCUCUGGUGAUGCAUUCUUGUGUCUGUCUGUGUUGAACAAGCGCACCAAGAGGAAACUGAAGAUGGUUCGUGACAAUGGCUCCAUGACCAUCCUUGGAGCGAGGAAGAUGUCGAUUCCUCAGAUCACCUUCGACCACAUCGAAGAUAACGACGAGAAGAAAGAGGUCCCCUUCUUUCUAGAAGAACCCCAAGGCAUCAUCCGGAUGUUCAGACAAACAGGCGUUCAGCACUCAUGGUCCUCUUUCAAUCUGAGCUGUCCUGCCUCUCCAGUUAAGAAAAACCUGGACGGGCCUGCCAUAGGCAUCUCCCGGGGCAACAGCUUGAGUGAUGACAUGGACUAUGUCAGCGAAGACACACCUUUACCCGUGGUGACAGACGCAUCACAUUUGUUGACCAGCCCGUUCAUGGCAAAGGUCCAGGACUCUGUCUCAACUCACCACUUGAAUUCAAGAAGGUUGUCUCACGCCCAAAAAUCUGCAAUCAAAGUACUCCGGAGAAUGAAGUACUUUGUGGCCAGACAGAAAUUUCAGCAAGCGAGGAAACCGUACGACGUGAGGGAUGUGAUGGAGCAGUACAACCAGGGACACCUCACCAUGAUGGUCCGCAUUAAGGAGCUACAGAGGAGGUCGUCAUGCUCCCACGCCUCAGCCGGAUCGACAGGUUCCCGCACCUUAGCAGAGGUGACAUGUCCACUCCUGGUCGGCGUCCUGCGGCAGGAGCCGCGCAUUGGGGAAGGGGGACUGUCACAUGUGCUCACCCUCCCCCUCUAG